AUGGUGAAACUCGGUCUUUAUUUCAAAGCAGACCUUGAGAAUGUGACUGACGUUGGACCUGCAGACGAAGAUUAUGAAUGGCAUUUUAAGGUAAAAUGUAAUAGUUGUAAUGAAAUACACGAGAACUGGGUAGGCGUGAACCGUCAAGCAAGCAAUGAUAUUCCUGGCUCGCGAGGAACUGCUAAUUAUGUAAUGCGAUGUAGUUUUUGUAAACGUGAAAGCUCGGCACAAUUUGAACCGAAACCAAUCAAACUAUACACAAUUGAGAAUUCUGGGAAAUUUGCAGAAAUGGCAGUGAUUGAAUGCCGGGGAUUGGAAUUUGUUGAUUUUGAACCAAGGGGUGCCGAAUCAGGUACCAUCUUUGAUGAUAUUGAUUUAACAGAUGGUGAUUGGGCUGAUUAUGAUGAAAAGGCUGGCUUACCUGUUGGAAUAUCUGAAAUAAAAGCUGAAUUUCGUCGAGUUUAA
Messenger RNA from Ambispora leptoticha, 465 nucleotides. NCBI's taxonomy places the organism in Eukaryota, Fungi, Glomeromycota, Glomeromycetes, Archaeosporales, Ambisporaceae. The record is from the annotation of a GenBank genome assembly.